GAAAAGUCGCCUUAUCGUCAUAUGUUUUCUAUUGAAAAAACGUCCUUCUGUCAAAAUCAUAGCCUACUGUUUUUUUAUAAUCAUACAACGAAAAAAAAUAUCGCGCACAAGCAUCGUAACCCUCUAUCGACAAUUCGUGUGUUGUUUCGUCAGGGUCUCCGUCAUUGUGCUUCUGUUUUUUUUAUAUCUAAUUUAACGAUCGUGUGAUUUUGAUAACUCGAAUUUCCCUGGAAAGCCCAUUGACGUGCAUAAACCACGACGACGUAUCCGAUUACAGGUUACUCGAGAUAACCAAAAUUUGCGCUUUAAAAUCUACUACGAAAGUUUCAAGUUGGUGUUUUUUUGGGUGCAUGUGUAUGCGUUUGUUUUGAAGAUUUUCAAUCUUCGUAGUUACAUCGUACGUUUCGCGAUUUGAUAGAACAUCGGAGAAGAGAGGGUUUCGCGAAUCAAUGACAAUUUGAAUCACAGCAGGGUGGCUCAUUGUCGUGUGAUUGAGGAAUCAAAGGUCUGCACCAUCUGCUGCUUGGUUUGUUUUUUCAUUCUUCGGUAGGUAUGAGCCUACCACCUUUCCCAAGGAUGAGGAAACCAAACAGCGCUAUUGCCAGAUUAAAGCAAGAUUAUCUAAGACUCAAAAAAGAUCCAGUACCGUACGUCGUUGCAGAACCUGUUCCGUCAAAUAUACUUGUAUGGCAUUAUGUGGUCAAAGGUCCAGAAAAUACUCCCUACGAGGGUGGUUUUUAUCAUGGCAAACUAGUUUUCCCUGGAGAAUUUCCGUUUCAACCGCCCAGUAUUUUCAUGACUACCCCAAACGGCAGAUUCAAAGUCAAUACAAGGUUGUGCCUCUCAAUUUCUGACUUUCAUCCAGACACAUGGAAUCCGGCAUGGAGCGUUUCCACAAUUCUCACAGGCCUCCUCAGCUUUAUGAUUGAGAAAAGCCCGACAUUGGGUAGUAUCAAUACAACAGAUUGGGAGAAGAGGCAGUGGGCGCUUCAGAGCUUGGAUUUUAAUCUCAAGGACAAAAUGUUUUGUGAACUUUUCCCAGAAACUGUCGAGGAAAUACAAACAGAGUUGGGACGACGUGAGAAAAUGCAAAAACAGACGAGGCAUCAAUCGACGACGGCCGAAGUAUCUUCGCUGAUACGUGAUCAAUUGCAGCGAGAACAGAGUGUAUUUCACAGCGCAAUAACGAAUCUAUGCGUGAUUCUUGGUUUCGCAGCGUUCGCCUAUAGCGUGAAGUACGUGCUGUGGAGCAUUACGAUGGAGUAGAACCGGAUAAAGCUCAUAGCCAGCGUUCCUCGUAUCUUUUCUCGUUCGUGGUUGCUAAAAAUCAUAAAGAUAAAGAAAGAAAUGAGUUUUUACGAGAGCGAAAAGAGAGCGAUGUUCCAUGAUCGCUGAAGCCAAAAUGUGUAUAUCGACGGUACUUAACCACGUUCUCGUUCUCGUCUCGUCGGACAUUUCCCCGCUUCGGAGGUAACGAUCGCAUUCUUCGUUAAGCGUUAUAUUGCGCGAUUCUCGUACGGAACAUGACGAAUCCGGUGCUUCUGGACUCCAAUGUUUCAGCAAUGAGUUGUAAAUAAAUCUAAACAGUCAAAACAAAAAAAAAGAAAAGGAAUCUAGUAGUCCGAAAACCAUGAGUACCAUUCGACGUCGUUUGGGCCCACAAAUUUUUCUCCAAAUUAGUUGCCUAUAAUAAAUACUAUACGUUGGGUUGUAGGAUACAAGGAUAAACAAAUAUCUAUAUGAACAAUCUAUACACUGGCGAAGAAACAUUUUGUAAUAAGGAAAAUUCCUAAAUUUCAAAAUAUUAUUAUGUCGAUUAUAUGUAGAAUAUUUUUUGUCGGCCUCAUUCGAAUUCAAUCGACUUUUCUGGGACAAAGUUGGCCUUUUAUUGCUUUUAUUUUUCGGGCAAAAUCUGGUAGUUUCUCAAGAAUUCAUUCAGACAAAUGUCGACCUGGAAAUCUCACAUUCAAGGGCGUUUUUGCUCUUUGAGCAAUUAUAUUUUCAUUCUUUCUUUCUAUUCUCUGCGUUUUUCCAAUAAGAAAUCAUGCACAAAUUAUUGGGAUUUUCAAAAGCUUCGAAUCUUUGAGAUGCGAUGGUUUAGUUGGAUCGAAAAGAGGCGGAUGGUUUAGUUGGAUCGUUAGGCGGCAAACAUCGCAGACAAUCUCUACGACACUCACUCCACUCGGUUUACACACCAACUUGUGUACUCUCACCGUCAGCGAGACGGGUGUAAACCGUUGGAAAAUCAUCUGUGAAUGAAGGCUUCUGUCCAAACGCGCUCGUGGAGAAGCACGGCCUCGUGUCCUGCGAAAUCGUCUUCGUUUUAAACUCGCCGAAUAAUGCUCUGCUAUGCUAUUUCUUUGGGCUCUCAAUAAAGAAAAAAAAAGUGGUCGUCAGCCAAUA
Molecule: messenger RNA, 2403 nt
Organism: Venturia canescens
Lineage: Eukaryota; Metazoa; Arthropoda; Insecta; Hymenoptera; Ichneumonidae
Product: ubiquitin-conjugating enzyme E2 J2-like
Exons: 5
Coding region: 553-1266 (237 amino acids)
Source: RefSeq, a predicted model, not a curated record